Rasamsonia emersonii CBS 393.64 is the source of this 858-nucleotide messenger RNA. RefSeq lists its product as uncharacterized. The transcript has 3 exons. The record is from RefSeq and is a predicted model, not a curated record. Bases 1 to 858 code for a protein of 285 amino acids. NCBI's taxonomy places the organism in Eukaryota, Fungi, Ascomycota, Eurotiomycetes, Eurotiales, Trichocomaceae.
AUGGCGUCAUCUGAUGGCCCCGAAGAGGAAUUCAGCGACGAACGUUGCAAGAAACUACUCCAUGAACUGGGGCAGCACAUUGGUCUUACGGUUCCACCCACAACCUGGGCCUGCCUGUGGCUAGCCGACAUUGAGAGACUCCAAUACUGGGUGAACGAAUGGUUGCAGCGCGAUCAGAAGGACUCUCCCCGACCGGCAUCUCCACAACUGUCGGUGCCAUCGUCUGAUCCACCAACCCCCAACUCUGGCUCUCCGAAGCGCAAACUAGAUGAGAUGGAUAUAGGCGACCUAAAGCGUCGCUCAACUAUCACUAAGGGCUUAGAUCGUGUCAAAGCAUGGCACGAUGCAAUUUUUCCUCAAGGCAGAUAUAUCGAGGUCUGUUACAACCUGAUGUGUCUUUCACCCAGCGCACAUCGAUAUUACAGGAAAGGGUACUUCGCCCUUAAGCCCAUUUCACUCUCAGACGAUAAGAAAUGUCUGACAGUGAAGUUUUUCUGGCUCUGCAAGGAAUCGCGUCCGUCCAAUGUCAAUCUUUGUGAGACUCCUUUGUUAGAAGGCCGUGAUCAAGGACCAGGCUACGCUCGGCUGUGGAAUCACGAGACAACCAACCUCAUUCAGUCAGGAGAUGAACUUCCCUUGGAAACAGAAGACCCAGAGAACCUUCCUCUACCUAGCUGGGCGCUGCUGGAGAUGCAAUGGUUCUUGAACCGAGUUGUAGCCAUAAGCGGAGCUGCAGAUAUCGAGGAUGAUUAUUACGACAAUGAUGAUGACGAUGAUAGUCUGCUUUCCUUAGAUUCCUUAGAGCAAGAACAAGAUUCUGAUAUGCUUGACGAAUGGAAUUCCCAAGACGAACGGUAG